CUUUGAGCUAAACAAGGUCGACUUCUAUAGGACAUUAUAUCGAAUCACAUUAGGCAGAAGAGCGGAAAAUGGAAAACUCAACGGAAAAUUUAAACUGGAAACUGAAUACUACUAAUAGUUCCGUGGAAAUAUUGCAAUUCACAUACAAACCCUACAUUGAAGAAAGUCCUGGAAAAUUCGCAGUUCUUGUCUUGUUUGCUGCAACGUUCUGUUUUUUGGGAGUUUUCGGCAACGUUCUGACUAUCAUUUCGAUUGUCAAAGAAGAGGUUCUUAGGGUUCCUGAAAAUUGCUUCAUCAUAUCUCGAGCCAUAUCAGAUAUAAUUUUAGCUGGAAUGAUUCUACCACUUACCAUAGCAGGUGUUGUGAAAGGAGAAGCCUACUACCACCAAAGGGCCACUCUAUGUAAGGCCCUUGCUGGAAUCUGCUGCUUGGUCUGCUUCUGUAACUGGUGGACGCUCGCAUCUUUGUCUGUUAACAGAUUGUUUCUAACAUGGUUUCCCCUAAAAUCACGCGCAAUUCUUACUUGGAGGACGACGCCUGCACUAUCCAUGUUUUGUUACGUCAUCGGUUUCUGUGUAGUGAGCCCUGCUUUAUUUGGAUGGAGUGUGCUUGAGUUCGACCCUGAGAUGAUGGUGUGCAUGGUUGAUGUCGACACUCUGCAUUAUAAUACGUUUAUAGUUCUUGCUAAUGCCAUUCCAUCAUCAAUUACGUUUGUAACAUUGGUAUUGACCGCCAUAAAGAUGAAUUCUAAACGUCGUCAGUUUGCAGUUGUUGGUCCGGAAGUCGAUGUGAUGGAGUCAACCGCUUUUGUCUCUGACAAUGAAGACAAAAGUAAAGCCAAACAACUUCUGAAGGAAUUAAGGGACGCUGCGAUGUCAGUCAAAAUGAUUGCCAGCCUAUUUGGCGUGACCUUUUUGUUAUGGCUCCCACUAACCGUCGUUAUGCUGUCGCACCAUGCACUUAAUUAUGGGCGCGAUAUUUGGGCCUUCUCCCUUUUAGUCGCCCAUUUACAGCCUGGUGUUGAUUGCUUCUGUUAUGUCUUUGUGAACCGUUAUUUCAGACGGGGAUACAAAAACGUGGUAUGUUUUGUAUUCUGUGGAUGGUCAAAUGGGAAAUGUAUAUGUAGCAGUUAAAGUUCCCCCUGUUGAAAAAUAAUGAAAAUGGACUACUGCCAGUAAUUAUAAACCUAGGAACGCUGCUCAUAGACUUAGAGCGCAGACUUCAAUAAAAUCCUUGCAAAGCUCAAAAGCUUGUUAGAAUAC
Messenger RNA from Owenia fusiformis, 1262 nucleotides. NCBI's taxonomy places the organism in Eukaryota, Metazoa, Annelida, Polychaeta, Sabellida, Oweniidae. The record is from the annotation of a GenBank genome assembly.